Phaedon cochleariae (mustard beetle) is the source of this 2676-nucleotide messenger RNA. Lineage: Eukaryota; Metazoa; Arthropoda; Insecta; Coleoptera; Chrysomelidae. The record is from the annotation of a GenBank genome assembly.
UGCCUGUCAGUCGCUCAACUCAGGCUCGCGUUGACGUAGAUUUUUAGUCAUCUCACAUCCAAAAAUCUCAGAAUCUCACAUCUCAUUGCAAAAUUUUGAUUCAUGUACCGUGAACUGUGGUAUUUUGUAGAUUAAUAAAUUACUUAAAUUAAACAGUUUCUCUAACUCAGCUCAGUUUCUACUUUUAUUACAUUGUUAGGAGUUUCUGUGCCAUUACAUUAAUGAGAGUUUGGGUGCCUUGUAAUGUUGCAGUGAUAUUUGGUUCAAUUUUGUAAGUAAAGAAAAUGGGUUGCAAGGGAAUAUGCAGGUUCUUCUUCCGUAGACUGCUUGAAAUACUUGUAGUUAUAUUGCUCAUUAUAUUCCUCCCAAACCUGCCUCCAUCAUCUAAGAUAUCACAAUCUAUAAGCACACCAAACUUCAAACAUCUGGAAGGUAAAUUAUCUAAGAAUGAAAGACUGAGUGGUGCAGAAUUAUGGCAUAAAGAUGAACUCAAUGGUCCAGAAGCCUUUGCUGAUUACAAUGGGGAACUAUAUUCAUCCUUACUUGGAGGUGACAUUGUCAAACUUGUGGGAAAUCACAUAACACCUAUUGUCAGAACUGGAAAGCCCUGUAAGAGUUUGUACCAAGAGGAAUCUUGUGGAAGACCUUUAGGAAUUAAAUUUGAUCAAAAUGGCAACCUCUAUGCAGCUGAUGCUUAUUAUGGUAUUCUGAAGAUAAAUGUGAAAACAGGAGAAAAACAAGUCAUUGUUGAUUCAAAUCAAGAAAUUGCUGGUAGAAAACCAAUGUUAUUCAAUAGUAUUGCCCUUGCUACUAAUGGUGAUAUUUAUUGGACAGAUUCAAGCACUGAUUUUCACUUGAAAGAUGGAGUAUUCACAAUAUUAGCUGAUCCCAGUGGAAGAUUGAUCCAUUAUGAAGCAAAGAGCAAAACAAACAGGGUGCUCAUUGAUAACCUCCAUUUCGCAAAUGGAGUCAUGCUCUCUGAAGACGAAUCAUUUAUCAUCGUUGCUGAGACAUUUGGAAGCCGAAUUCAUCGAUACUAUUUGACAGGAGCUAAAAAAGGCACCCAAGACAUUUUCAUUGAUGGCCUCCCUGGUAUGCUUGAUAAUAUCAAUUCCGAUGGCAAAGGUGGAUUUUUGAUACCACUCGUCAUAUCAGCUGAUGCAGAACAUCCUAAUUUGGGUCAAAUUAUUCAGCCAUUUCCUCUCUUGAAAAAGUUAUUGGCUAGACUGAUGGGUAUCACUCAAUUACUAUUUGAAACAGUGAACAGGAUUUAUCCUUCAGAAUUUGCAGAGCGUUCCAUUUAUUACGUCGGCAAUUUUCAAAUGUUUCCUAGGAGCUUGGAUCCAUCACGAACAACACUUAUUCGCUUAUCCAAUCAGGGAGAAAUCAUAGAAUCUUUAUCUACCACUGACAGAAAUAUUCAUAGUAUCUCUGAGGCACAUAUAUUCAAAGAACAUCUUUACCUCGGGUCGCCAUUCAACAAUCACAUUCUGAGGAUUCCUCUAUCUGAAAUUGGUUGGUCUGAUCUAGCACAGAAGAGGGAAAAGCGCGAUGUGCCGGAAAUACCUCAAACCACGCCCCCUCAAAGACAACAGGCAACUACACCCCCACCCAAACAACAGCCAACCACCCAACCUCCAAAGACAACACAGCAGACUCCACCUCCCAAACCACAAACAACUCUCCCCCCGCCGAAACAACAAGCAACGACUCCUCCACCAAAACAAACGCCGCCCCCACAAAAACAACAACCUACGACCCCUCCUCCAAGGCAACAGGCACCAGCGCCACAAAAACAACAGGUCACAACUCCUCCCCCAAGUCAGCAAACCACGCCUCCCCCGAAACAGCAAACCACUCCUCCCCCGAAACAGCAAACCACUCCUCCCCCGAAACAGCAAACCACUCCUCCCCCGAAACAACAAACCACUUCUCUCCCGAAACAGCAAACCAAUCCUCCCCCGGCUCAGCAUACCACGCCUCCAAAACUACAAUCAACGCCUCCCCCGCAACAGAAAAUAACGCCUCUUCCGCAACAGCAAGCCACGCCUUCCCCAAGGCAACAAACCACGCCUCCGCCAAAAGAAACUCCACCUCCAGCACGACAGACCACUCCUCCGCAACAGGCCACGCCUACAGCUAAACAGGCCACGCCAGCUUCACAGGAACAAAACAAAGAACAGGUGAAAGCGGUGCCGGUUAGGGAUGCCCCAAGGGCGAAAAAUUCGUAAGUAAUGUUCAUAAUGGUACAAUGAGGGAUCUCAUUCAAAUAUUACUUUGAGAACUCUGGGGGUUCAAGAAAGAUUUGUUACAAAGAAUCUUAAUAAAUAAAAAACAUCUGAAUUAUUGGCCCAUCAACAUUUUGUUGGGAUUCCAUAUUGUACUUUCAGAUCAAAUAUCUGUGAUCUAACUAAUUCCACAAGUGAUAUUUCACUGAAAAUUAAUCAUUCCGAUUUUUUUAAAUUUACAAGUGAUAAGAUUUAUCAUAUGUUUGAUUGAGCAAGGUUUUGUAUGGGUUUUAGGGAUCAAAUUGUUUUUUCAUAGUAUUUUAUGAAUAUUGCUCAGUUUUUAUACCUUCUUACAAAAAAAAUGUGAUGGUUAUAAUUUGUUGCAGCUCUUGUUAGAUGUUAAUAUAUAAUGCAUAAUAAAAUUGUAAAAAAACAAGUCUACAUUAAA